Alternaria postmessia is the source of this 1356-nucleotide messenger RNA. RefSeq lists its product as uncharacterized. The transcript is spliced from 4 exons. Gene Ontology annotation, molecular function: metal ion binding; heme binding. NCBI's taxonomy places the organism in Eukaryota, Fungi, Ascomycota, Dothideomycetes, Pleosporales, Pleosporaceae. Bases 1 to 1356 code for a protein of 451 amino acids. The record is from RefSeq and is a predicted model, not a curated record.
AUGACGGACACACGUCCCGAUGACCACACCCUCCCCGCCUUCAUGGUCUCAACCACGCGUGGCUUCCUUCCUCGUCAAGAGCCCAUCGUUGAGCUGCCAAAGGAGUUUGCCCCUCUUGAAUCCCUCUUGCAACGCAUGCCUAUCAAGACACUAUCAGGGGAGCCGGGUCUGCUGGCCAACUUCACCUUCGGCGACACACUACUCAAGGAGCUUCCUGACCUCACGCCGGAAGUAGAGAAGUAUCGCGAUGACCUUGUCGUCAUGAAUGCCCUGUACCGUGACUACUCCUUCUUGGCCUCUGCAUAUCUCUUCGAGCCCUGCCACGAGAGGCAUGUACGGGGAGAGGAGUACGGGCUGGGCCGACAGUCGCUGCCAAGAAGCAUUGCGCUUCCCAUUGUCAAAGUCGCUGAGAUUGCUGGUUUCAAGCCAUUCAUGGAGUACGCCGGAUCUUAUGCUCUCUUUAACUACCGCCUAGAAGACCCAUCUAAGGGCCUCGAGUACGAUAAUCUUCGCUUGAUCCGCGCUUUCGAGCAUGGUCUGGAUCCCACAUCAUCUGAGGCAGGCUUUGUUCUUGUUCACAUCGCCAUGGUCAAGGAGUCCGGCGCGCUUGUUACAGGUGCAUCCGAGAUGCUUGAGAGCUGCCUGGCCAAGGACAGAGAGCGAUUCAACGACGGUCUUCGUACUCUGGUUGGUGGCCUCAGGAAGGUCAAUGGCGUGAUGAACACGAUGUGGGGCCGUAGCAAGCCUCAAGGCUACACCAAUUUCCGUACUUUCAUCUUCGGUAUCACUUCGCAGUCGAUGUUCCCCAACGGUGUCAUAUAUGAAGGAGUGAGCGAAGAGCCAAUGUCUUUCCGCGGCGAGUCGGGAGCCAACGACAGCAUGGUUCCCAUGUGCGACAACUUGCUCCAGGUCCAGAUGCCAGAAACGCCCCUCACGGACAUCCUGAAAGACUUCCGCCAGUACCGGCCUGGUAACCACCGCGAGUUCUUGGAGGCUGUCCGUGAUUGCGCUCAGCAGUCUGGUGUACGCGAGUUUGCGAAAGGCGACUCGGUAUCAGCCGCACUGUAUCUCCAAGCUCUUGAUCAGGUGCGCGACUUCCGCUGGCGGCAUUGGUGCUUCACGCGCGAAUACAUCCUCAAGCACACAUCGCACCCAACCGCGACAGGCGGCAGCCCGAUUGUGACAUGGCUACCCAACCAGCUCACGGCAGUCCUCAGACAGAUGGUAGAGACAUCCGAGUACUGCAAAUCGGUCAACGGUGUUAGCGAUAUCAUGGACAACGUCAAUCAUCAACGCGAGACGCUGAGGAAGGAGGUGGAGAAGUACUGCGGAGAACGAGGUGUUGCUGCAUCGUGA